CCCGCUCCCCCUCCUCUUUGUUAAGGGGUGAUCCCUCUCCCUUAUUUAUUUUGCGCUGCCUUAAUAGAGCCGCCGGUGCCGCGUUUGAGGUUUGCGCGGCUCAUAUUCUUACCCUGUAGCAGCAUGUUUGUCUUCGCUCAGCCCUUCUUUUGUGUCUUAUGAUAGGUCUAGCUCUGCAAUGUUUUGUUUUGGUUUUUCCUUUUCGGUGAGUAGAUAUCACUGGUUUUUCCCUUGCUCCGCUGCGUAGUUUCAGAAUUCCUGAAGGAUUAUUAAAGGAUGUGAGGUUAAGCCGAGAAGUCCAGUUAAUGGUUACUGAUGGGUAGAGCUGAGUUGGCUUAAUUGCUGAGGCAGUGCUUAAUUUCAACAUCCAGGCCACAAACCUCACUGAUUAUAGGGACUCAUCUAAUUAUAACAGACCUUAUAAACUAGUGCACUAUUUAUGUUAAACAUUUACAGGAGGCGUCUUUUGCCCUUCUGAACCCACAGGUAAUCCCUAUUUAUUGCUCUCCCCUUGCGUCUUCAGGCCGUCGAACAGGUUUCCACGUCUGCUGGAUCCACUGUGACGAAUACUUUGCAGCAGAAGCCUGCUAAGCCGCCAGCCAUUUAUUGGAGAGUUCUGCAAAGCAGGUGCCAAACGGAAGCCGGCUGUUGGCCAACUAGGGUCCAACUCGAGCACGUCCAUCCCCUCUGGGCUCUUCCUCAUCCCACUGGAUGCUUAAUGGGAGCGAUGGCAGCACAAGUGGGAGCCGCCGCUGCCCUCGCGUCCUUGACCAGCAUCGCCGGACUUCAGAAGGGGACCUCCGUGCUGCACCACACCUUGGUCGGCUCCCUUUCUGAUACGAGCCUCAAGUCCGCCGAGCACCCGAGCGCUCUGUCCCCGCCGGUUCUGGAGAAGAGCAGCAAAUUUGGGAGCCCCGUGAGGCCGGCCACCGUGCCUCCAGCGGCAACCGGGCCACGUUUAACUCCCAAGCCGUUUUCCAGGGAGACAUCUUCAGACACUUUUGCGGGAGUGAAGCCUCCCGUCACAGCACUCAAGCCCAGCAGCGUGGCCCCCAAGUCCCCCACAUUUGCCAAAACCUUUGGGGAUGCAACCACCCCUAAGGGGUUAACGGGAAAUAUUCCACCACUGGUUGACCAGAAAUCAAUCGAGAACAGAAGCACCAAGGAUUUCGUUGCAAAUAUGCCCUUCUAUUCCAGUCCCCUUGCAAAUACAGUCAUCCUCUUUAAUACUGGGAACACCGAGAAAGCCGGCAUGAAGCUGGCUGCCGAGAGGACAUUUAGCACUUUACAGGCCCAAGAGGGGCCGGUUCCCUCCGCUGUUUCAGAACCGCCCUUCAGAAGGCCCGAGAGUGCCGGCAUUCAGAGGCAGUUGUCUCUCUCCUCAGAGCCCAGGUCUCUCUCCUGGAACCUGCACCGAUCCCUCGAAAUGAAAGACACCUUUUCCGGCGCUACUGAGGAAAGGGCUAAAAAUGUUGAGAAGGAUCUGAGGAACAGCAGCAUUAACCUGGUCGGUGAAGUGCAGCCGAGACCAAAACAGAGACCAGUGUCUGCCAUCUUUCUGGAAUCAGUAAAAGAUCCAAAGCAAAGCACUCCCGACAUUCCUGAUGAAAAAUCACUUCCCGAGAAAUCGUGGGUUCGCAAACCUAGGCCGCUUUCUGUGGAUCUCACAGCAAAAUUUGAAAACCGAGACCUUUCUGCGCAAAGGAAAUCAUGCCCACCUGAGAGCAAGGAGAGACCCCUCACUGCCCACCUUGCGGACACCCUCGGCAGCAGACCCUCCGAAAUGGGGGCAAAGAGCGAAGCGGCAGAGUCAAGCACAGCCGAUGCCCCAAGAUCAUACUUGAAAAGCACCGUUCCCGUCGCCAACUCCCAGUCUGCGAAAAGCGACGCCGCUACCCACAUCCAGACGCCCUCCCCAAACGAGGCUGCACCUUUGGGCUGGAACACUCCAAAAGACACGGGUCAAGUCUCUGCAAAGGACCGAAAGUUCUUGUGGGAGCAGAGGCUUAAAGGUCAAGAUGAAGACAACGACGCAGAAGCUGAUUCUGCAGGCGUUUCAGAAAAAAGCAAGGGACUGCCCGACAGUAAAGGUUGGUGUGUGAAAGAGAAGGCAGCGUUAAGUCAAAGGGAUACUUGCACGGUUAGUAAAGAUGCAGCGAGCACCUCAGACCCGGAAAACAAGUUCUCAAGAGGAGGCAGUGUUAAAAAGCCUCUUAAUUUCCUGGGUACAUUAACAAAUGGUGUGGCUUCAGGGAAUGCCGACUCUCGCCCAGAAAGCCCUGGAAAGGAAAAGAAGAGUAUGAACAUCCAGCAGAGAAUCAAAGAACUGACCACAGAAAAUACAGAUGGCAAACCGGCAAAUCGCCGGUCAUAUGCGUCACGCCCUCUUUCUGCAGACUUGACAAAGCUGUUUUCCAGUCCUGUGACUGCUGCCGAAAUGAAAUCUGAGAAAAAACCGGAAUUGAACAGGAUGCUGCUUAGUGACAUGCAAGAAGUUCAAGAGAAUGAGCCACAGCUGCUGCGUGGAGCGGAUUCAAGUGAAACCCGGGCAGCCGGAAGUCCACAGAAGCCGCAACAGCUCAGCAGAGCCGCCCGUGCAGGAGGGCCGCUCGAGAAAGAAGGCAGCCUUCUCAAAGGGAGGGAACCUGUCGCUCCACAGGGAGAAAGCCCCGCUUCAGUCGCAAGCCACGACGCGAAAGUGUAUUCCACGCCUCCCACGGCAGAAAAAGCAGCAGGCAUUAAAACGGUCCGAGCGACCCUUUUUGAGCACAGCGUCCAGAGGCACAGCGUCAGCGUCAGCCUCUCGGGAACGGAGCUGACCUCGCAGCCGUGGAAGGAGACCGUUGGGAGGCCGCUGGGGCACCGCAAGGAGCUGUGGCCGGAGGGAGAGUCAGACGCUCAAGCGACCUCCAAGAAAGUGCCGUUCAGGCAGGGCGAUCUGUCACCGGAUGCUGACAAACCCUGGAAGAGAGACUCUUCAAAUGAAGAGAAAGCCCUCAAGGCAGCAGCAACAUGUGAGAAAUUCACUGCGAAGGGGAAGUACGAAAAGCACACUUCAAAGCAGAUCGAGGACUCCUUAAUGUACCAAAGAAUAGAACCGAGAUAUGAAAUUCUCCAGACAGUUGGUGACAGGGUGCAAAGCGAGGCUGUUACAGCCGUCCCAGAAAAUGAGGCCAUGCCUCUGCGCAGCCGGAGAUCUUUGAGGAGGAGAACCGAAGGGAGUGCCACAGACGCCGCUUGGGCACGUAGCCUUGAUAGUAAAAGCGGCAACCGGGCAAAGGAUGGCUUCGUUCCUGAGCCAAAAGCCGCGGGUGAAACGGCCGGCAAGACGGCCUUCUUGGAAGAACUUUAUGGCUCCUCAAGUCCGCACGCUUUCCUCAGGCAGGUGCCCAAGCUGGACCAACCUCAGACGGGACAGCAGCAGGCACCUGUGAAAGCGCCGUACUUGCAAAGUAGAAACAAGAACUCUGAGACAGUGGAUGACAAAGGCUCUAAGCAGCCUUCGGAAGCAGAGCGAGAGAAAAGGGAAGCUGUCCUCGCUGGUAAGUUAGACAGUUCCAGAAUCCUGAAACACUUCCCGGAGAAUCUAGGGGUGGCCCCAGGCAGGACAGAUGGCUGCGAAGCCGGAGUGAGCACUGGCCAGGAUGCGGCUGCGUCCGUGGCCAGUGAGCCCGAGAGCCGCCCUUCACCAUGUGGCGCAAGCCAGUGGCACAAAUUCAGUAACAGAACAAGCCCUCCAGGUGCGGACCCCGCGAGAACUUACGAGCAAGAAGGAGCGAAGGCGUUUGGGCUGAAGACGUUCCCAGCCACUUACGUUGCACACGAAGAGCUGACCGCUUCGGACCGCAGAGCUGAAGGAGACCAGCUGCAGCGGCCGGAUGCCGAAGGAUGGGGCAGGAGGAGCGGCCGCGCUCUGUCUGGGACAAAAGCUUCCGAGAGGUGGCGGAGAAAAACCUUGCCUCACGACGCCAUCAGGUUUGAGGAGGCGACGGAGCCAGCGUGGGAGAGUGCGAAAUCGCUGAGCAGGAGGGACUCCUUGCAGCUGCGUAAUGAUUUUGCUGCUAAGGGGGGCCUGAGACUCAGAGAUGGAGCAGAGCCACGGGCAGGCAGCUUCUGGGGAGUGGCCAGCAGUCCGAAUCGCCCCCUGCAGAACGAGCUCUGCCCUUCGGCGCCGAGGGCAACCUAUUUUGCCGUUACCUGUCAGAUUCCCGAUGAACGUGAAAACGCACCCGGAAAUGUUCUCGAGCCUACCAGAAGCAGGCACAUUUCUGCGCUAGUGGAGGACGCGCGCGUCGCGCAUGGCGAGCCCCCCCUGCGCUCAGAGGCCAAGCCGGCUCGCUUCAGGCACCUUCACCAGGAGAGUGAGCGUGUGGGGGAAACGGAGCACGGUGGCGGUGGCCCUGGGGUGCCCAGAGACAAGGCUGCCGACGGGUACAGGUCAAGCGUUGUGGAUGUUGAUGCGCUCAUGGCAGAGUACAAAGGGGAUGCGAAGAAGGCUUCUCUGCUUCAGGGCAGGAGAGAGGGCCGUGUUUCCGAAGACGGCUGCUUGGCUUCUCGGGAGAGACUGGCGUGCAGCAGGACUUCCACGGAGAAACUGCCUUGUGAGGUCAACCAGAGAGACUCGAAAAAGUCGGAUCCUUCCCCAGGAAGCGGCAGGCACGAGGUCCGUGCAGCAGAGAAGCCGGAGAGCUGCGGCCUGGGGCGGGCCCCCUUGAGGAGCAGCGAGAGUGCCUUCAGCCCGCCUCCCUGGGGGAGGCCACAGCGUGUGCCUGCAGAGCCAGCCGGCAGCAGGAAGAAAACGUUCAUUAUCGACGAAGGGGAAGGAGAGAGCUUGGUGCUGAAGCACCAGACCGAAAAGCGCGCUCGCAGCAACGCACACGUGUCCAGCCCCGGCUGUGUGGCUGUGGAACCCGAGGCCGGUGCAGCUCCCCCUGUCCCCCCCUCCCAGGCGCAUGUGGACGGAGCCCCGUGGAAGGGAGCGAGCCCCAGGCAGCGGGACGCCGCGUGGACUUGGGACGGCUGGUGCAGCGCCCCUAAUCUGAGUGAGGUGCAGACGAGGAGAGCCAGUGCACACAGGGGCGCUCUUGACCCGGGGUCCUGCACGGCCGAGAGCGGGACCGAAUGGCCCGCUGCUGUGCCAGGCUCGGCAAAUGCCCUGCCGGAGUUGAGGACUCUCUACUCGGAGAAGAUCCACCAGGCCAGAGCAAGGGACACGCUCCCUUCUGGGCUGGAAGCAAAAGAGAGGCGGGGCCAGAGCAGGGACUGUCCAGACGUCCCACCGGAGAGUGCAGAGCGCUGGCUGAGCGAGCGGAGCACAGCGCGACAUCACUGCCUCCCCCAGGAAGGGAAAAAGGAGGACCCUGGACAAGAAUGGGCCAAGGAGGAGCGGGACGGCUUGGGAGCCAGAAAUUCUCUUCAGGUGCCUGUGCAGCGGAGGAGUCGCAGUUUUUGCAGAGAUAAAAGAAAGGAUCACUGGAGCACGAACCAGCUGAGGCAGUGCUUCGGCAAGCCAGCCGCAGAGGCCCAGGACACCGACACGCUCGUGCAGGAGGCCGACAGCCAGUAUGGCACCUGGAGUGACCAGCGGCACAGCGGGGACAGCCUCGUGCCCGAGUCUCCUUCCCCGGAGAGCAGCGCGGCCCCGACACGCCGGCAGCCCUCCAGCAGCCGCCUCUCCUCGUUCUCCUCGCAAACUGACCCCGCCUCUGGCGCCGAUCAGCAGGACUCCUCCCGGGACCGGCGGAGCACCAGCCUGGACUGCUCGAGCACGGACGCCGACUCGGCAGACGGCAUUCACGCCCCAGCGGGGACCUCCGUGGACUUCUCCUUCCUAGACCAAACGUCUGUGCUGGACUCCAGCGCCUUGAAGACCCGGGUGCAGCUCAGCAAGAGGCGGCGCCAGCACCGCGCCCCCAUCUCCCACGCGCUCCGGCGGAGCUCCGGCCCUGACGACAAGCAGCGCCUGCACGUGACGGAGGAGGAGGCGGCGGACAGCGCCUGGAUGUUCAGGGACUCCACAGGAGGACAGUUGUCCAACAGAGAGGAGUCCGACGAGGAGGACGGCUCCCGCUCCACGGAGAGGUUGCCCGCCUGCCAGCUGCAGAGGCACCCGGUGUUCCCAGGGAUGGACCACUCGGCCCUCAAGGCCCAUCUCAGGAAGAGGCAGGACCUCGAGGGGACGGCCGCUGGCCUCCCCACUCCGCUGCCCAAGUCCCCGAAGUCCCCGGUCCCAGCUGGAGGGCUCUCCGGGGGACGAGUGCCGCUCCCCGGCACCGAGAAGGAGGAGAGGUCAGAAGAGCCGUCCCCACAGUGGCUGAAGGAGCUGAAGUCCAGGAAGCGGCAGAGCCAAUACGAGAACCAAGUGUGACGACCCAAGACGGAGGCCGUGCUGGCUCGGAAGAUGGUGUUGGACCUGCCGCCAGAAGAAGCCUUAACUCCCCCACAGCCCCACUCCCCGCUGCCGCCGCCUCCUGCCUCAGCUGCUCCGUGCACGGUGCCUUCCAGCCGCACUCCGCGCCAGACGCGGCGCUGGAGGAGAAGAGGGCCGUUCGUGGAUCCCCGGGAACAAGCCCCGCCAUCGGCUGGCCCCCGCAGGUGCCACCCGUGCCCGCGGGACCCUCGCCUCGCGGAGCCCGCCUGCCGCACGGCACGGCACGGCACGGCACGGCGGGUGCCCCUGGAACGGUGGCCUCCGGCUCCGGCGCGGGGCGGGAACCCUGCUCGGCGCUCGCUGCGAACAGAGAGGGACCUCGGAGGGAAGGGGCCGGUGUGCGAGAGCGGACCGCCACUGUCUGAGGAGAGGGUGCGAGAGAGACGGGGAAAGCAGGUGAUGUUUACUGCCAUAUUGCAAAGGAAAAUGGACUGAUUAUUUUAAGUAUAUUUUUGAUCAGCUGAGAUUUUCUUGGUGGAUCUGCUACUUGGCCAGAACAAUGUGUUGUCUGUCUGUCUGUCUGUCUGUCUGUCUGUCUGUCUGUCUGUCUGUCUGUCUGUCUUUUUCUUUCUUUCUUUCUUUCUUUCUUUCUUUCUUUCUUUCUUUCUUUCUUUCUGGUUUCUUCUUAAGGAGUGAAGGAGGUUUAUUGUGAAUGGCGGAUGUGUGCAUGUGUUUUGUCAGCACAUGGAGUGGUUGUUCCAUAAUGUGUGUCCCGCUGCCGGAAGGGGUCAAGCAAUAAAGUCAGACAGCCCUCUUCAAAAUAGCGGUAAAUCGUUGAAGAGGCUGGGUUUUUCCUGGGAGGAGUGGGAAGGAAGGCCGGGAAGGGGGAGUCUGAUCUUGCCGGCACCAGGAUGGCAUAGGCACCUUUGGGUCGUCUUGCUGGGUGUUUUAUUCGUCUUUCUGUACAUCCUGGAGACUGGGGCGCUCAUUCAGUUCAUAUUCAGCUGAUGGUUUCCAGACUUCCAGCAGUGGAAAUGCAGAUUUUUCCACAAAUGUUCAACUGGUCAGUAUCCAUAAGCGUGUCGAGGUUCUUUCUGUGGUCUCUGAGUGUCACUGGAAACAAAGAAGCUUUUCACCUGGCGUGGCCUGCGGAGGAUCCCCGGGCUCCUUGUUCUCCCGAAUGCGCCCAUGGGUGGUCUAAGUGUGUCGCAUUCUCGUGAAGUUGUCUCUCCCCCCCUUUUGCUUCCUCCCUCCCUCCCUCCCUCCAAAAACGCCUUUUUCUUUCGUUGCAUCCCUGCUUUUGGCCACCCUGGAAACACCUUUAUCAAAACAAAGAACAAGGGCUGCGUGGAUUCCUUACCUCUCUGUCGUUCUGUUUGGAGUCUAUAAUGUUUUUCUUUUCUUUAUGGCGCUUCCCAGCCCUUCCUCUCUGUGUCAGGAUCCCUCUUUGGACGGAGGCUUAUAUUCAGAAUAUUUCAUUAUUUACCCUUGUUUCGUAAGUGCCCUUCUCAGAUACGCUCUGUUUUCGGAGGUUUGAAGCUCACGUGCGACCAAGCAUGGGCCUGGUCUCCUGGCACCCACCCCUGCGCUGGGGUGGGUCGGGGUGGCGUGGGGGGCCGCCCUCCGUGGCUGGGCCCACCCUGCGCUUCUGCCAGUGCUGUGCCACGGGAGGUGCGCGCCUCCGGUCCAGCUGCUGGACCCCCCAGGAGCGCGCACAAGGC
Messenger RNA from Varanus komodoensis (Komodo dragon), 8091 nucleotides. Its product is annotated as KIAA1671 ortholog. The record is from RefSeq and is a predicted model, not a curated record. Lineage: Eukaryota; Metazoa; Chordata; Lepidosauria; Squamata; Varanidae. The transcript is spliced from 13 exons. The coding region runs from base 719 to 6367 and encodes 1882 amino acids.